This is a messenger RNA of Neofelis nebulosa (Clouded leopard), 3272 nucleotides long. It is a transcript of the gene MTO1, whose product is annotated as mitochondrial tRNA translation optimization 1. Gene Ontology annotation, biological process: tRNA methylation; tRNA wobble uridine modification. Gene Ontology annotation, molecular function: flavin adenine dinucleotide binding. Gene Ontology annotation, cellular component: cytosol. Lineage: Eukaryota; Metazoa; Chordata; Mammalia; Carnivora; Felidae. The transcript has 11 exons. The record is from RefSeq and is a predicted model, not a curated record. The coding region runs from base 122 to 2002 and encodes 626 amino acids.
GGACUGCGACGCUCUGACAUCAGAACAAACAUGGCUGCGUCCUGCAGACUUUCCCUCGUACCCUAAAUUUUUGCGCCUAGCUCGGGUCAGGUUUAGAGUCACACUCGGCCUUUCACCAGCCAUGUUUUCUCUCCGAAAUUGCGGUCUCUGGGUCGCGGCCUCCCUCACCAAAAAGCGCCUUACGUUGGCCCGGUUCAGCGGUGACAGCGCGGCGCCCUUGGCUACGAAGUUUGACGUGAUAGUCAUCGGCGGAGGACAUGCCGGGACCGAGGCAGCCGCCGCUGCUGCUCGUUGCGGCUCCCGGACCCUGCUACUCACCCACCGCGUGGACACGAUCGGUCAGAUGUCCUGUAAUCCUUCCUUUGGUGGCAUUGGCAAAGGGCACUUAAUGAGGGAAGUUGAUGCCUUGGAUGGGCUUUGUUCUAGAAUCUGUGACCAGUCUGGUGUACAUUACAAAGUAUUAAACCGGCGUAAGGGACCAGCUGUUUGGGGUUUGAGAGCUCAAAUUGAUAGGAAACUCUAUAAGCAGAACAUGCAGAAAGAAAUCCUAAAUACACCGCUGCUUACUGUUCAGGAGGGAGCUGUAGAAGAUCUUAUUCUUACAGAACCAGAGCCUGAGUACACUGGGAAAUGCCGUGUCAGUGGCGUGGUUUUAGCGGAUGGAAGCACAGUACAUGCAGAGAGUGUGGUUCUGACUACUGGGACGUUCUUGAGAGGCGUGAUUGUAAUUGGAUUAGAAAUGCAUCCAGCAGGACGUUUAGGGGAUCAGCCUUCCGUAGGGUUGGCUCACACUCUGGAGAAGUUGGGGUUUGUGGUGGGAAGAUUGAAGACUGGGACUCCACCCCGAAUUGCCAAAGAGUCCAUUAAUUUCAGCAUUCUAAACAAGCAGACACCAGAUAAUCCAUCCAUACCAUUCAGUUUUAUCAGUGAGACAGUGUGGAUUAAGCCAGAAGAUCAGCUGCCAUGUUACUUGACUCACACCAACCCUAAAGUGGAUGAGAUUGUCCUUGAGAACCUUCACCUUAAUAGUCACAUUAAGGAAACUACAAGAGGACCCCGAUACUGUCCAUCCAUUGAAUCAAAGGUUUUGCGUUUUCCAAACCGUCUUCAUCAGGUUUGGUUGGAACCUGAAGGAAUGGAUUCUGACCUCAUCUACCCCCAAGGGUUAUCUGUGACGCUACCAGCUGAAUUACAGGAGAAAAUGAUCACAUGCAUCAAAGGCUUGGAGAAAGCUAAAAUGAUUCAGCCAGGUUAUGGUGUUCAGUAUGAUUAUUUAGACCCCCGUCAGAUCACUCCUUCUCUUGAGACUCAUUUGGUGCAACGGCUCUUCUUUGCUGGCCAGAUAAAUGGCACUACUGGUUAUGAGGAAGCUGCAGCUCAAGGUGUGAUAGCUGGAAUCAAUGCAAGUCUUCGGGUCAAACGCAAGCCUCCUUUUGUCAUUAGCCGAACAGAAGGCUACAUAGGAGUCUUGAUUGAUGACCUCACCACACUGGGUACCAACGAACCAUACCGCAUGUUCACGAGCCGAGCAGAGUUCCGUUUGUCACUGCGCCCUGAUAACGCCGACAGCAGGCUCACGUUCCGAGGGUAUAAGGAAGUUGGCUGUGUGUCCCAACAACGAUAUGAAAGAGCUUCUUGGAUGAAGUCUUCUUUGGAAGAAGGCAUUUCUGUGCUAAAAUCCAUUGAGUUUUCAAGUUCUAAAUGGAAAAAGUUAAUUCCAGGGGCUUCUAUAAGUAUUGGUAAAAGUCUGCCUCUCAGAGCUCUAGAUGUUCUGAAGUAUGAGGAAGUUGACAUGAAGUUAUUAGCCACAGCUGUUCCAGCGCCCUUGAAGAAGUACAUUACAUGUAGAGAACUAGCUGAAAGACUGAAAAUAGAAGAGAGAUCUACCACUUUGCUAUGUUUCGGCUGUGCAUAUAGGAUGACCCAGGUGCUACCUACCAUCCUACCAUGCAAGUUAACCAAAGUCUGGCAACAAUGGGAAACUCACCAAAACUGCAAAUGACAAGACACUAGUAGUACACUGAUGUGUGAAAAUAAUGUACUUUUAUUUCAACUUCAUGAUUUCUCUAUGAAGUAAAAAUUACUUAAUUGAACAUUCAGGAUGUUAUCACCUGGGGACAGGUGAUUAAAUUCUGUAUUUUAAACUUGGUUUGCAACUUUACUUUGUUCCAUAAAUCAUCAGGUUUGAGUUAGAAUAAUCCAGAAUAAUUAUCGUUAACUUGUUCAUAGAAAACCCUGACUUCAGUCAUGAAGUAGCUACUGUUUUGCCUUGUUUUUUAAAGACUCUGGCACAUAUAAAGACUCUAUAUCCAUGGCUGAAUAGAAACAUUAGGUUAAAAUAUAAGAUAUAUCAGUGGUUCUCAAAUCACUACAUGGACCCUCUGUACCAGAUAGCAAGUUUCGUAAUGGCAGAAAUCAGUUUCAGAUUCUUCUUUGUAUUCUUUCUCAUGUUUUAUUAUAUAUAGAUUUGAAAGUUUAAGUAAAUAUACCUUUAACAUAUACAUUCCCUCACUUAUAUCCCAUGAUCCUCUGUAAGGUCUAUUUAUGAGUAAUAUAUUUGUAUGACAGUUUUUUGUGCUAACUUGUCAUAUUACGAUGUUGUAUUAAGCCCUUUACAUGUAGUAUUUUGUUUGGUAUUUAGAAUUGUCCUCUGGGGGCGCCUGGGUGGCUCAGUGGGUUAAGCAUCCACCUUUGGCUCAGGUCCAUGAUCUCAUAGCUUGUGGUUGCAAGCCCAUGUCGGGCUCUGUGCUGACAGCUCAGAGCCUGGAGCCUGCUUCGGAUUCUGUGUCUCCCUCUCUCUCUGCACCUCCCCCCACUCAUGCUCGCUCUCUCUCUCUCUCUCUCUCUCUCUCUCAAAAAUAAACGUUAAAAAAAAGAAAGAAAGAAAAAGAAUUGUCCUGUGAAGGAUAGGUAUUAGCAUUAUUGUCUUAAUUUUACAAAUAAGUGGUAACCUGCCUAAGAUCACACAGUUGGUGAGUGGCAAAGCAUCUGGGUCGGCCCUUACAAUUUGUGGAUAAAGAAGCUAAGGCCCAGAAGGAUAAUGAUGUACCCAUAGUCAGGUUCAUUGAUAGAGCCAGGCUCAUAGCUGAGAUUUUUCUGACUGCUAAUCAAGUGAUAGAAGCAGAUAUUAUCAAAACAUCUUAGGGAAAGCCGGCUUUCUUACAGGAUAGAAUGACCACCUCAAUUUAGAUUUUGAAACAGGUUUUGAGUUUAUUUUUCUAAGAACAGAAUACUUCACAAAAUAAUUGCUAAAUUAUCCAACGUCAUUUCUU